UAGUAUAUAUUGGAGUCUCUUUGCAGGAAGUGUUGACGAAAGAGCUAAGUAGAGUAAACAUGAGAAGAGGUGGAAGCUAUGGCGGUGGGCAAAGUUCGCUUGGUUACUUGUUUGGUUCUGAUGAGGAGCCAAAUAAACCUCCAGCUUCUCCAGCAACAGUGACGAUCAAAGCACCAUGGGGCACUGAUGAUAACAGCUCUAAGGAAUCCCCCACUGAUCCAUCUUCGAAGAAAUCCAAGGCCUCCAACAAUUAUCACAGAGCUCAAGGCAAAAACUCCGGCAACUUCGUUACUGAUCGUCCAUCAACGAAGGUUCAGGCAGCUCCAGGUGGCGAGUCGUCUCUGGGUUACUUGUUCGAAGACAAGUCAGAAGAAAAGUGAUCUAGCUCUCUACGUGUACAUCUCCCAAACUCUUAUAUAUAUAUAUAUAGAGUCUUCUCUUGAAAUAAGGGCUUUUGUUCGCAUGAUCAGUGGCUUCUGAUAUGUAAAUAAAGAAAUUUGGCUGUACUUGACUAGGGUUAUUCUAAUGUUCGAGUCCUCUGUGUACUUUUAGUUAGGGUUUGAAAGAUAUGUCCGUUGGAUAUAUCAUAUAAUAUUUCAGAUUUUACGUGUGUUCCUCGUGAUAAUACAAACGUGUAACACCUUAUCUUUUAUAUUAUUAUUUAUAUAAUAAAAUUAUGUA
This is a messenger RNA of Mangifera indica (mango), 681 nucleotides long. RefSeq names its product protein SPIRAL1-like 5. Gene Ontology annotation, cellular component: cortical microtubule, transverse to long axis. The record is from RefSeq and is a predicted model, not a curated record. Gene Ontology annotation, biological process: cortical microtubule organization. The transcript has 2 exons. Bases 60 to 380 code for a protein of 106 amino acids. NCBI's taxonomy places the organism in Eukaryota, Viridiplantae, Streptophyta, Magnoliopsida, Sapindales, Anacardiaceae.